GGCCUGGUCGUUCGUGGAGAGAGGUUAGGAGCGGUGAAGCAGGUGAGGACAAGUCAAGACAAGUUGAGGCAAGUUGAAGACGGUGAUUGUCCUACUACGUCGAAAUCCCGGUGCCGAAGUCGAUUUUAACGAGAGGGCGAGAAGAAUAGUGAAACGGAAUUGAAAUGGCAAGUACCAUAGGAGGGUGGUUGUCAUGUAAUACUUACAAUUUAUGCAAGAAUUAUGGAAUAUGUUCCUUAUUGCACGUCAGAAAUUACGCAGCGAGAAAGGGUACGAGGGAAAAGGCCAGAAGGGCCAAAGCGAAACGGGUGGUGAAAGAAGUCGAAGUCAUACCGAUUACACAGCGAGGCAAAAAACCGGAUAAAAGGGCCUUGAUGAAGGAGCUUGAGAAACUCCAAAUACGAGACGUCGGAAAACCAAAGGCGGUGGAUAAUGUUUAUCCGAUGAGAUACUUUUCAUGGAAAAGUUAUUCUUUCGCCGAGGCUGUACAAUGCCAUCGAGAAACUCAUCAUCCGACUGUAAUGAACAUACCCAAUGAGUAUGUUACUGCGGUAAUCGAGCUGGAUAUGCAUGGAGUAAAGAAGACAAAAUUAGCAGAUGAAUUCAGUCGGAUUGCCGAAAUCCCUCAUAAGUUUGAAAGGACGCAGAAACCGACUCUCAUGGCUUUCUGCAAAUGUCCAGAAACAAAAGCAGAAGCGGAAGCUGCAGGUGCAACACUGGUAGGCGGUAUCGAUAUAAUAAAACAAAUUCAGAAAGGAGAAGUAUCCUUAUCUGACUUCGAUCAUGUAGUUGCGUACCCUGAUAUUUUGCCUGAAUUGGUAGCAAUCAAAGGUCUUCUGAAAAAGAAAUUCCCUGCGAAUUCAAAAGGUACUUUGAGUAACGACAUGAAAUCUAUGAUUUAUAAAUUUCUGCACGGAAUUCCUUAUUCAGCCAAAAAGAACGCCUUCUACCCAGAGUACGGUCGUGUAGACGUUGCUUUUGGAAAGCUCGAGAUGGAAACGAGUGACUUGGAAGAAAAUUUUGCCGCUGUAUUAAAGGAUAUCAAUUCAGCACGACCAAAACGCGAAGGACCUUUCAUAACAAGGACGCGAAUCGGGACUCUGUCAGCGUCAGAAUCCUUCAAAGUAGAAUUUGCUCCAUACAUCGCUACAAAGAACGAGGCCCCUAAAAAGGAUGAAGAGGAAGAAGAGGAAGAAGAGGAAGACACGUCCGCAGCAGUUAGAUCCAACAUUUAAGGAACAAUGUCAGUGAGAAGAGAAUACGUAAUAUCUCUAAGACUAUUUUGUACAUAAUGUUUAGAAAAUGAUAAUGCAAUAUCCAGUCCAUCAUUGCGUAUAGGUUAUAUUAAAAAGAGACCUAACGGUUGGGUCGAUCAUAAAUAACGAAAUCGGGUGAGGAAAGGAGAAAGAAAAAAAAAACACGAAGUAUCUACGUUUAUUUCGUGUAUAAUGUUUAGAAAAUGAUAAUACAAUGAUCAUCGCAUA
Molecule: messenger RNA, 1484 nt
Organism: Orussus abietinus
Lineage: Eukaryota; Metazoa; Arthropoda; Insecta; Hymenoptera; Orussidae
Gene: mRpL1
Product: 50S ribosomal protein L1
Exons: 8
Coding region: 165-1235 (356 amino acids)
Source: RefSeq, a predicted model, not a curated record